This is a messenger RNA of Ascochyta rabiei, 768 nucleotides long. RefSeq names its product ribosomal 40S subunit protein S1B. Gene Ontology annotation, biological process: translation. Lineage: Eukaryota; Fungi; Ascomycota; Dothideomycetes; Pleosporales; Didymellaceae. The transcript is spliced from 3 exons. Bases 1 to 768 code for a protein of 255 amino acids. Gene Ontology annotation, cellular component: cytosol; ribosome. Gene Ontology annotation, molecular function: structural constituent of ribosome. The record is from RefSeq and is a predicted model, not a curated record.
AUGGCUGUCGGCAAGAACAAGCGUCUCUCAAAGGGCAAGAAGGGUCUUAAGAAGAAGACCGACACCUUCGCGAAGAAGGACUGGUACAACGUCAAGGCGCCCGGAACUUUCGCGAUCAGGGAUGUCGGCAAGACCCUCGUCAACCGCACCACCGGUCUGAAGAACGCCAACGACGCCCUCAAGGGAAGGAUAUUCGAGAUUUCGCUCGCCGAUCUCCAGAAGGAUGAGGACCACGCUUUCCGCAAGGUCAAGCUCCGCGUCGACGAGGUCCAGGGCAAGAACUGCCUGACCAACUUCCACGGCCUCGACUUCACCUCCGACAAGCUCCGCUCGCUCGUCCGCAAGUGGCAGUCUCUCAUUGAGGCCAACGUCGUCGUCAAGACCACCGACGACUACCUCCUCCGCCUCUUCGCCAUCGGCUUCACCAAGCGCAGGCCGAACCAGAUCAAGAAGACCACCUACGCCGCUUCGUCGCAGAUCAGGGCGAUCCGCAAGAAGAUGACUGAGAUCAUGCAGAGGGAGGCCAGCGCCUGCACUCUCGCUCAGCUCACCCAGAAGCUGAUCCCCGAGGUCAUUGGCCGCGAGAUUGAGAAGUCCACCCAGGGCAUCUACCCCCUCCAGAACGUCCACGUCCGCAAGGUCAAGCUCCUCAAGGCGCCCAAGUUCGACCUUGGUGCCCUCCUCGGUCUGCACGGCGAGUCGAGCGCCAACGACUCUGGCGAGAAGGUUGAGCGCGAGUUCAAGGAGACCGUCCUUGAGAAUGUUUAA